CAUUGCCAAAAUAAUGGAACAACAGCUUUUGACAAUGUGUAUAUCUACCUUGAAAGAUUUUAUAAAUUUUAUUAUUCAUGGCCAGGUGAACUAUUUAAUGAUAAAACGACAUAAAACGAACUAUACAAUAAUUAUACAUUAUUUGCAGCCAAUUAAAUGUGAAUUCAACAUAAAUAUAGUUGUCAGUUCAAAACAGCUUAUUUUUAGUCCAAAUUUUGAAGAUUUUAAGAACAUUUUAUGUAAUAUAUUAAACGAAAUAUGCAUAGGUGUUAGAUUCUUCAAGAAAUUAGAAACUGAGCUUUACGUGGAUUGGUCUGGUGAAGAAGGUUUUUUAGAGGUAUAAAAUCU
Messenger RNA from Apis dorsata (giant honeybee), 348 nucleotides. RefSeq lists its product as uncharacterized. The record is from RefSeq and is a predicted model, not a curated record. Lineage: Eukaryota; Metazoa; Arthropoda; Insecta; Hymenoptera; Apidae. The transcript has a single exon. The coding region runs from base 14 to 343 and encodes 109 amino acids.